Molecule: messenger RNA, 594 nt
Organism: Prunus armeniaca (apricot)
Lineage: Eukaryota; Viridiplantae; Streptophyta; Magnoliopsida; Rosales; Rosaceae
Source: the annotation of a GenBank genome assembly
AUGCAAGAGAUUGACCAAAGUUCAAGCACAGCAGAUUGUACAGCAAUGGUGUUGCUGAACACAAGGAUCAUGGGGGAUUAUAUGCCGAUUGAGGAGAUGAUCAAACCCAACAGCAAGAUGCCAUGGGGAAAUCGUUUUACAUUCUUGCAAGUACCCAUACCCAAGUUAACUGAACUCUCAAAUGCGGACGACUUUAUCAGGAACACACACAAAAUGAUAAAGAAGAAGAGAAACUCUUUAGCUGUUUAUUUCACUAGUAGGCUAUUGGAGAUUGUGAACAAAUUUGGAAGCCAUGAGGCAUCCAGCAGAUACAUUCAUCGCACAUUGAAGAACUCGAGCCUGGUAAUCUCGAAUAUGAUUGGACCCGUGGAGCAGAUGUCUUUGGCUAAUCAUCCAAUUAAAGGUUUCUACUUUUUGGUUCCUGGUUUACCUCAGGGCUUUGACAUAACCAUUGUAAGUUAUAUGGGAAAGGUGAGAUUAGCCUUCAAGAUGGAAAAAGGUAUCAUAGAUCCGCAGAAGUUAAAGUCAUGCAUGGAAAAUGCCUUGGACAUUAUAGUCAAAGACUCCAACAAGAAUCCGAAGCUCAACAAUUAA